UCGAUUAACGUCUUGUAGGAAAGCCAAAACGUAAACUUCAAUGUCAAUUUGGAAACAAUUUCCAUUUUUAAAGAAACAAACAAAAUAAUAUUUGUUAUUAUAAAUGGUUUACGUUAAAAAAUGGAGGUUAAAAUAGAGUGUGAUCGUAUAUACACGCUCUGUGAGGGUUGCCUAAGCUCCGAUAGGCGUGUAACUGGCCUAACCGAAGAGAAGAAAGCUUUGUUUUACUUUUUACGCGACGGUACGAUUUCUUUGAAGGAUGAAACCAAACACAUACAGUUAUGUUGGGAGUGCAAUGGUAUACUUAAUAAGGUCAAAGAUUUUCAAUCUCGGAUAAAAACAGCACAAUAUAGCUUGUUACACUACAUACAGUCGCUUUAUAGUAAGGUAAACACACCACCAACGCUAUCAAAAUUAAAAGCCAAAGAAACAUCCCAUUACAAUCGAGAAUAUGUUUACAACGAAACACAACCAGAAUACAGCCUUAAUAACCUCAACAACAACCCAAAUAAACUUCUAUCAGACCAAAAAUGUAUACCAGAAGAAUUGCUGACGGAAAUCAAAAUAGAAGACAAUGGGAUAAAAGAAGAAUAUUCAGAAAACAGUGAUCAUGAUUAUACAUAUGAUAAUGACUUUAAAAUUGAUGAUUUUGUCCCGGAAAUUGGAACUAAAAAGAGGAAAGAGAAAAAGAAUAAACCUCCUCUUAAGGAUUAUACCCAAUUUGCGAUUGUAACGGACAAUAAAAGCGUUGAUCUUAAUAAAAGUUAUUCAGAGACUAUAUAUUUGAGUGAGAGCGAGAUAGAAACGUUUUUAGACAAGGACAGAAAGAAGAUGAGCUUCAAUAAGUUUCCGUUUAAUUGUAAGGAGUGCGUGCUUGGAUAUAAGAGGCCGUUGGAUCUUUUGAGACAUAAAAUGUUUAGACAUAUGGACGAGUACCCGACCCGCUGCCUCGCCUGCAACACACACGUCCACUCUCCGCCAGCCCUCGCGGAGCACUGGCGGCAGCACACCAAGAUGUGGCGCUGCGCCCUCUGCGCGGAGAUCUGCAGGAGUAAAGGGGAGAUGAAGAAACACGUCAACAGGGCGCACACGAAGAUAUACACCUGUAGCCGGUGUCAGGAUCAGUUCGGAACCCUCAAGGAGUUCGGUAUCCAUUACAACAGGUACCACGAACAGGUCAUCUGCGACUAUUGCAACGCUUUCUUCACGACAAAGAGGAGACUAGAACGACACAUUGUCCGCAACCACAUACCACCAUUCUGCAACCUGUGCAACCGCUCCUUCAGUCAGUACCGCUUCCUGGAACGUCACACCCGCGUCCUGCACCCUGAGGUGUACUCCCUCGACGCCAACAAGGAGCUCUGCUACUGCGUGGAGUGCGACAUACAGUAUCCGAGCGUUCAGAAGUACAAGUGUCACUUGAGGGACUCUGUCAAGCAUAGGCCGAGGGUUCGAGAGAAAGUACCAUGCCCGGACUGCGGCAAGAUCUUCUCGAAGAACACGUACAUGAAGAAUCACUUCCGUCUCGUGCACGUCAAGGAAUCUAAACAUUACUGCGAGCUCUGUAAUAAGUACUUUGCUAACGGCUACGGUGUACGAACGCACAAACUUUACGUCCAUCAGAAAGUUCCCCACGAAAAGAAUAAAAUAUGCGACUUGUGUGGAAGGGGAUUCAGUACUAAUAGGAUAUUAACAAAUCACCGUCGGACGCACACUGGAGAACGGCCGUUCAAAUGCAACUUCUGUUCAGCGACAUUCGCACAAGAGACGGCCUGCAAGACGCAUAAGAAGUCACAACACAAGAAUGCUAUGCUACUCAACAAUAUACCGAAUACUUAGAAAUGUCAUCAUGACAACUUGC
Trichoplusia ni (cabbage looper) is the source of this 1861-nucleotide messenger RNA. Its product is annotated as zinc finger protein 2 homolog. NCBI's taxonomy places the organism in Eukaryota, Metazoa, Arthropoda, Insecta, Lepidoptera, Noctuidae. The coding region runs from base 121 to 1839 and encodes 572 amino acids. The record is from RefSeq and is a predicted model, not a curated record. Gene Ontology annotation, biological process: regulation of transcription by RNA polymerase II. Gene Ontology annotation, molecular function: RNA polymerase II cis-regulatory region sequence-specific DNA binding; DNA-binding transcription factor activity. The transcript is spliced from 9 exons.